Striga hermonthica is the source of this 2382-nucleotide messenger RNA. NCBI's taxonomy places the organism in Eukaryota, Viridiplantae, Streptophyta, Magnoliopsida, Lamiales, Orobanchaceae. The record is from the annotation of a GenBank genome assembly.
AUGGAUCUGCUUCAUCAUGAAUUUCCCGACAAAGUGUUGUCGUUUCCUUCUUCAGGCCACAUAUCAACCGUCGAUGAUCACGGCGGUCGAAACGGUUGUGAUAUGUCGGAUGCCGCCUUGAGAUACAUUGACCAGAUUCUCAUGGAAGAGGACACGGACGAUGGGGCCCACAUGCUCGAAGAGUCGUCGCAUUUUCAGGAGACCGAGAGAUCCUUCUACGAGGUGCUCGGAAAAAAAUACCCCCCUUCUCCGCAGCAAGAAUCGUCCCAGCUUUAUGCCGAUCAUCACUAUAGUUCGACGAGCGGAACACCAAUUGAUGUUGUCCGCGAAAGCCGGUUCAAAACUCCCACGGGCCCGUUUGACAGUCUCACGGAUCACAUUGUUCCGUCCGACUCCUCCAUUAGCCCGUCGAGCGGCUUGUAUUGCGUCGUACAGCAUAAAAGAUCUAUUGGCGGGAGUGAAGGGGUUUGGGAUUUUAAAGAAGGGGCCACGCGCGUGUCUAAUUUCGUCCCGAGGCAAGGUAAAAUGUUGCACAUUAUCAGAGUCACGAUUCAAAAUCCUCCGGAAGGUGAAAAUAAAGCGGUAAAACCGAGCGAAGAUCGAGCAAGAACCACCAAGAAUCCCCCAGGCUUUACGGAGUCCGACAUCCCCAUAGAAGAAUUCGACAAGCUCUUGCUCUCCACGCUCGAUGACCGUGUGUCGAAAGACGUGAAAAACCCGAGAAGCUCAGUGAGUAAGGCCCGACUUGUUAAGUCUCACAAGGUUAAAAGAGAGGCGAUCGACUGGUCGACCCUCUUGAGUAAAUGCGCCGAAAUGGUGGCGUCAGACUACCGCCAAGCCGCGACUUCUCUCCUAACUGAAAUCAGACAGCACUCGUCCCCUAACGGCGACUGGGCCGAGAGGCUGGCCCACUACUUUGCCGACGGGCUUGAGGCCCGCCUGGCGGGGACUGGCAGCCAGAUGUACAAAUCACUAGUGAUCUCCCCCCCGGCCUGCCUCAAGACUUACUACACGUCGAUCGCGUCUUUCCCGUGUCUGAAAGUCACGAACCUCGUCUUGAACAAGCUCCUCACGGCCCGGUCGGCGGGCUCGGCCCGUGUCCAUAUCAUCGACUUUGGCAUCAUCCACGGCUUCCAUUGGCCGAUCUUCAUCCGGCGCUUGGCCCUUCGGCCUGGCGGGCCCCCGAGGCUCCGGAUCACCGGCGUCGACUUCCCAAGGUCCGGCCCCGGGCCCACGAAGAUGAUGGAGGAGACGGGCGAGCGGCUGGCCCGCUAUGCUCAGGCCUUCGGCGUCCCGUUCGAGUUCUCCGGCAUUGUCGCCCAGGAGUGGGAGUCGGUCAGCACGGCCGACUUCCGAGUCGAGCCCGGCGAAUUCUUGGCCGUGACGUGUUCGCAUCGCGGGAAGAACCUUCAGGACGAGUCGAAAACGGCAGUUCUCAAGCUGAUACGGGGAAUCGGGCCCGACGUGUUUGUGCACGACGUGGUGGACGGAGCGUACAGCGCCGGGAGUCUCUUGUUUCCCACGCGCUUUCGGGAGGCUUUCUUUCAAUUCUCGGCACUAUUCGACAUGGUGGAGAGCACGAGCAUGCUCGAUGGGAAACCUGGGAGAAUGCUGUUCGAGGGGAUAUUUCGAAAGGAUAUAAUGAAUGUGGUGGCGUGCGAAGGGCCAGAUAGGGUUGAGCGGCCCGAAAAUCGAAGGCAGUGGCACGUGCGACACGUUCAGGCGGGUUUGAGACAGGUCUCGUUCGGGAGGGAGCUGACGGUCUGGGUCACGAGGAAGGUGAAGGGUUCGUACCACCGGGAUUUCGUGGUGGAGGAGGAGAACAAGUGGUUGUUGAUGAGUUGGAAAGGGAGGGUGCUAUCUUCCUUGUCCUGUUGGGAGCCUGCUGAGGUGAGCCAUCACCCUCCAAUGAGCGCAGCUCAUGCGGAAAACGAGCAUUUUGUGUAUGAUAUUACGUCAAAGUACAGGACAAGGCUAAGUACCCUUAAAAACUCAAGUGUGGUUUUGGAUUUGGUCCCUCCUCCUUCGAAAGCACACAAUAUCAUUUUCGGACGACGAACGUGGGUUGAUUCGCCCGGUGAUGUGAUUUUGACUAACCUCACCACGGGAGAUAAGGGAAAAUAUCUUUCAUCGAUUUUUUUCGGUUAUCUGUUUUCGAGACUUGAGGAGAGGCAACGAGCCGAAAAGAGAACAAGGGAGACAAAUUGCGACGAGUUUAAACCCAAGUGGUUCGAUUUAACGAGUGAGUUAGCUUCGACACCUUGGGGCGAUUUGGAAAUUUACAAUUUCAACGGAAAAUACGCGCAACAUUGCGCGUCGGUUGAUCAUAGCUCGGAUGGAGAAUCAGAAAUCGAUAAUUCAUCCCUCGUGUUCAAUCCAUGA